AUGAUGCCAAUGUACAGAUACAUGGAUUCAGACCCCUACCAAAGAAAUCAAACCUUCUCUUUCCCUCAGCCCCAUUAUCCUGGUCUCAGAGCCAACUCACCUAGGCCAUUUGAGCCUUGGCCCUAUGGUGGCAACUACAGCUACCCAAUUUCGUGCCAUUCUUGUUGUAGCCAUAACAACGUCCCCGGCCACGAUGGUUUCAGACCCUCUCACCCUCAUGUUUCAAUGCCAUCACCAGUAUUCUUUUAUGGGGGUUAUCCUCUUCCAUAUCAUGAAGCCUACCCUGUCCACUAUGUACCUCCUCCUCAUUAUUCGAUGGAGAUUCCUAAAUAUGAGUAUGAUAAGAAUAUGCCUCCAAGUUUUCACUGCUGUGGGUGUCCUAAUCAUCCUCGCCACCAGAAUAUGGAUAAGGGUGUUAAGAUUGAAGAACAAGGACCGGUUGUUGAAAAGAAGGCGCAUGACUCUUUGGUUCCGGUUCAGUUGAAAAACAACCCUUACCCAAUUGUGUGGAUUCCACCCGAAUCCAUGAAUGGUGGAGAGCAAAGGAAGCUCUCUGAACCAGAGACCAUAGAUGAGAAGAAAAUUCCAUGUAAUUCGAAGCCUCAUGAGAGUUUGAAGUCUCAGGAAGGAGAUCAAAGGCAUGGUUGGUUCCCCUUUGACUUGAACAACAUUGGGUCUUUGAUGCAAGGUGGAAAUAAGGGGCAGGUUCAGGAUCAACAGAAACAGAUGGAGGAUAAAAACAAGGAAUUUCCAUUUCCAAUUUUCUGGGUGCCAUCUUAUGAGGAGAUUGGAAAGAAGGAUAAGGAUGUGAAUGCUUCUCAGGAUCAGCAGAGUGAAGACCAAAAGAAGCAAUUUCCAUUUCCGUUCUUCUGGUUGCCUAAUGAAAACAAGGAGGAGGAGGAAGUAGGAAAGGAGGACAAGAGGGAAAUGAAUUCCACUCCUAAGAUUGUUCCAAUGAACAUUUCUGAGAAGGGUGAUGUUACUAACGAGACUGGAGUGAAUGAAGAGAAACCUGCUGGUCAGAGUGUUGUUGAGAGAAAGGAAAAGACUGCUAAUCAGAGAAGCAUACAUGUGAAGCAAAUGAAUCAAGAGGAGGAGGAGAACAAAUAUGAAGACACUGAGAGAAGAGGAAGAAGUGUCCCUGUGAAACAUGUAGAAGACAAUAUAGCUAACAAACCUUCUGGUACCAGUGUCAGAGGACAAUCCUCUUUCCCGAAAAAGUCAUCUGAGCUGCCUCCUGUUUGCCUCAGAGUUGAUCCUUUGCCGAAGAAGAAGAAGGCAAAUGGGAGUUCACGAUCUCCUAGUCCUCCUGGUGCAAAAGGACUCGAGCAAGAGAGUUCAACUGAUGCUACCAAACCCUCUGCUUCUUUGGGCUUGCAAGAGAACGCGCAACAAGAUUCAAAAUCUGCUCCAAGGAACAGCAAGGAGGUGGAGCCUUCCAAAAAGGAGAGGGUUAUUCCGGUGGUGGAUAGGAACAGCACUGUAGACAAGGAUGCGAUGCAUACACCCCAGAUUCCCGAGCAAGAAAGGCACGAGAUACAACAGUUGACAAUGUGGAAGAGAUAA
This is a messenger RNA of Prunus armeniaca (apricot), 1566 nucleotides long. NCBI's taxonomy places the organism in Eukaryota, Viridiplantae, Streptophyta, Magnoliopsida, Rosales, Rosaceae. The record is from the annotation of a GenBank genome assembly.